Nothoprocta perdicaria is the source of this 2158-nucleotide messenger RNA. It is a transcript of the gene STKLD1, whose product is annotated as serine/threonine kinase like domain containing 1. Gene Ontology annotation, molecular function: ATP binding; protein serine/threonine kinase activity. Bases 2 to 1933 code for a protein of 643 amino acids. Gene Ontology annotation, biological process: protein phosphorylation. The transcript is spliced from 19 exons. The record is from RefSeq and is a predicted model, not a curated record. Lineage: Eukaryota; Metazoa; Chordata; Aves; Tinamiformes; Tinamidae.
CAUGGAGAGAUACGAGGUCCUGGAGCAGCUGCCGCCCGGCGCGCUGGGCACCAUGCUGGUGGUUGAGCUGAAAGCGGAGGAGAGCACGGGCAAGAAGUACGUCAUGAAGCAGGUUGAAUGUAUUGAAGAAAAGCAAGCAAACAAGGCCUUGAAGGAGGCAAUGGAUUUGCUGAAACUUCGUCAUCCAAACAUCUGUGUUUACAAGGAAUUGUUUGUAACAUGGGAUAAUAAGAUAUCAUCUCUAUUCCUUUGUCUGGUAAUGCAACACUCAGGCCAGGGAGAUCUUUCAUCUCUGAUCAAGCAAAAAAGGCAGAAGUCAGAGAAAAUAACAGACAAGGUGAUUCUGAAGUUCCUGGGGCAGAUGGUGGAUGCUUUAUUUUAUAUACACGAGCGAAAUAUUAUUCACAGAAAUCUCAAGCCAUCGAACGUUCUUGUGACUGAUGAAGUAUCCUUCAUGCUUUGUGACUUCAGUACAGAAGCACUUAUGACUGAUGAAAUGAAAUGGAAAAUAAGAGUGGAAGAAAAUAGCAAGUCUUGGAUGGCUCCAGAAACACUCAGUUUUUCUUUUAGUGAGAAAUCCGACAUCUGGUCCCUAGGUUGUAUUCUACUUGACAUGAUGACCUGUUGUGUUCUGAAUACAGAAGAGAUAACUUCAUUACUGCGGGAUAUUAGACAGGAUACCAGCUGUCUUGAGGGACUUCUGACAUCAAUGCAAAACGGAGAUAGCAGCUUUCUGCCUUUAUUCACAAUUGUAUUUAUGAUGCUACAUAUUGAGCCCAGCAUGAGACCUACAGCAAAGGCUCUGACUGAUUUUCCACUUAUUAAGGAAUGCCUGACUGGUGCUGGCUCCUUCUUAAUAAAACCCAAAGAGCCUUUGCCUCUCAAUAUAUUAGACGUGCUCCUUGAGGGAGGAGUUGGCAGUGUUCCAGAGUUCAUGAACGCAUACUGGAAUAGAGAAGAAGCACAGGUUAAAGCUGUGGAGCACCUUGCAGGCUUUCUGGGAGAUAAAAAUGCUUUACCCUGCCUGCUGGCAUGCACAGGACUGAUCGCUUCUGCCAUGAAGACUCAUAUAGAUUCUGUCAAGUUACAGAGAGAUAGCUGCAGAUUAUUGCUUGAAAUUCUUAGUCAAGCUCUAGAAUGUAAUCUGGAUGUGGAAAGAAGCUUGGAUGACAGUGUGAUUAGCUCUCUGCUAGAGACAUUGAGAAAUUAUUCUGAAAAUGAAGAGUUGCUUUCAUUGGUCUGCACGCUGUUGAUGAUGAUUUCAUCCAGUGAAGUUGCUGCAGAGAGUAUAAGAAAAGCUGGAGCAAUUCCUGACCUUCUGAUGAGCAUAAGAAAAUUUCUUCAUAAUGAACAGAUUUGCCUCGCUUGCUGUGGAGCUCUCUGGAGUUUGGUUGUGAGCGGUAAUUUAGAGAACAGCAUAGACAAAGCAGUGCUGAAAAAUGCCCUCAGUGCUUCCUCUGCUGUCCUUCAGGAGCACGUCCAGAACGGCGCAGUCACCGAGGCAGCUUGCUCAGCAGUCUGGGCACUGUCACUCCAAGGCUGCUUUACUGAAAAUGAAUCUGAAUCGGCAGCAGCUCUUCUGCUAGAUGCUCUCAGGAUGAACCUAGGAAGACCAGUGCUGGUGAAGAAUGCCUGCCAAGCAUUAGCAAAUCUUCUCAGGCUUUCUGAAAUAUCAGCUUUCAGAUUUGUAACAGAUUCAAAAGGCAACGGAAUAAAACUGAUCAAAGAUGCCUACAGCUUCCACCGCGAUGAUCCAGAAGUGGUGGAAAGUGUCUGUGCACUGAUUAAUGAGCUGGUUCAAUAUGAUGACAUUGCACUGGACAUGGUCUCCCAGAAGAUGAAGGAAAUGCUGUCUGAAAUAAAAAGCCGCUUUCCAUCUAGCAUGGAGAUAAUGGUCCUUGUGGAUGCAACGCUUUUGAAACUGCAGAAGUGACAUAAAAGCUGUUUGUAUAAGAACAAGACCUAUAGGCUUCCAGUUCAAGUAGAAAUGCUUAGAUCCUUCCUAAAUAUUUUAAGAGAUUUUUCUCACCAGCAUGUACGAUUGAUAUUGUACUUCAGUGAAACAUAUAUAUGUAUUUUGUUGAUUUAGUUACUAUAACUGAAUGUGAGACCAACACCACUAACCUCUCUGAAAUAAAGAUUGUAGCCUUAGACGUUU